CAACUCACUCUAAGCUCAUCUGGGCGUUUUCCUUUUUAAUUCACAUUCUUCACUUUCUUUGCUUCCUUUCACCUUUCUCAAAUGGCCACCGUUGAGGUUGAUUCAGCCCCUGUAGUACUGCCAGCGGCAGAGGAGCCGGCAGUGGUCGUACCAGAGGAAAAGGCUGUAGAAGAGGCAGUAGCUGUAGCUGAAGAGCCUGCACAAGAACCAAAGGGAGAAGCUGUGGAGGUUGAAUCAACCCCCGUAGAAUCGCCGGAGCCUGAUGUAGCUGCAGUGCCAGAACCUGAGGAAAAGGGUGUAGAAGAGACAGUAGAUGUAGCUGAAGGGUCUGUAGAAGAGGAAGCUGCCAGUGAAGCAGAGGCAGUGGACCCGGCAGCGGUGGCUGAGGUAGAGGAGAAAGAGGCGGAAAAGAAGGAGGAGGUAGCAGCAGAGGAAGAGGUGCAGGUGGAGAAAGAGGAGGGUGAGGCUGCAGAAGGGAAAGAGGAAGCUGGAGCACCAGCAGAGGAAUGAAUGAAUGAAUGAAGCAAAUUCGGUUGAAUGGUUUAUUUGUUGUCUCAGUGUGAGGCAAACUGAUGAGGGUUGGGAGAUAGAAUGGGUAUUAUGUUGUGUUUCACAGUCGCUACCUUUGGUUUGUUCUUUACCUUUCAAUAAAAACAUAUUUUACUUCGUUCUAAA
Molecule: messenger RNA, 675 nt
Organism: Cucurbita moschata (crookneck pumpkin)
Lineage: Eukaryota; Viridiplantae; Streptophyta; Magnoliopsida; Cucurbitales; Cucurbitaceae
Product: cytochrome c1-like
Exons: 3
Coding region: 82-510 (142 amino acids)
Source: RefSeq, a predicted model, not a curated record